AUGCGUGCGAGCAACGCAAUAAGCGGUGAGGGGAGAGAGGGCCAGGCGCUAGACAAGAUGGAGCCACCACAAGAAAAAAGCCAGGCCACAACCACAAAGCCCCCAGAGUCUUUGCGUCUCCAGUUUUGGAGGCGAGCAAGGGGGGGGGAAGAGAGCCAAGUCCCCUCCUCCUCCCGGAAGGGCCCUUCACAGGCAAGGAAUUUCUCGCCCAUCAUCGGACAUACAAUGGUCCCCCCUCCCUUCCCCCAUGGGCGGCCGAGCAAUGUUCGGUCUGACAAGACUGCCGGGAGGUGCCCCGAAAAAAGCGUGAGGAGAGAACGAACCACGGCAUGUCACGUUCUCUGCUCCGGGCCAAUGCUCCACUCGGUGUAG
This is a messenger RNA of Trichoderma harzianum CBS 226.95, 372 nucleotides long. RefSeq lists its product as hypothetical. The coding region runs from base 1 to 372 and encodes 123 amino acids. Lineage: Eukaryota; Fungi; Ascomycota; Sordariomycetes; Hypocreales; Hypocreaceae. The transcript has a single exon. The record is from RefSeq and is a predicted model, not a curated record.